AUGAGGGCUUCAUGCUCGACUAUACCAUCACUCUUUGCGCCAUCUUCUUUAGCAUCUUUUGUAGCCCACGUCGAAACCCACAACCUCUCGCAAUCGCUUCUACGCUCUCGGUUAUCUCUGGCCAAUGGCUUGCGCACCUUUUCCGCCUCCACCAACUUUUCGGCACGGAAUCGCUUCAUCCCAAAACCGUCUCCUGCUGUGCAGAAAACUGGUCGUGCUGCUGCUCAGGACGACCAAAGAUCCGCCCGUCGACGUAGGGAUCAUCCCACUUGGAGAGACUACGACCCAGCAAUCGGUGUUCCACUGCCCUCAGGAGAACUCGAUCAGGCUACCAUCUCAGCAAUCUUUGGCCCCCACAUGCAUUGCGAAGAUGGAAACCAUAUACUACGGUUGAUGCAUUAUCGCAGACUCUCAGGCAGUCUCAUUGAUGUGGGUAUCGACUUUCCGAGAGAGUCUGCCAUCUCCCCGGACAUGGCUACUAAAGCAUUGGAAUACGUCCGAUCCUUGGAUCCCGCCUUUGAUGAAAACGAAACUGGUGCUGCUUGGGCAGAAUCAGAGAUCUUGAGAGUGGAACAACAGUACAUGGCUCGCGCUGAGAAGCUAGGUAUCUACAAGCGUACCGACGAUAGCCAGCCAGACGAAUCACAGCCAUCUGCCGACAUCUAUGGAGAGAGUGCUCUAGAUAAACUCAGAAAAGCAAAUAAAGCAAGAUGGAUGGAAGAAGAUCGAAAAAAGGACGAAGCAAAGAAACAGCAAGAAGUCGAACGAGUUGCUGCUCUCAAGGCCGAGGCCAAGGACAACAAUUCCGGAGUCGAGGAGAAAGAGGACUUGGGGAAGAUAUUUAGUCCAUUUGACGAGAUUGCCCUUGCGCAACCUACCCAGAAGGCAUGGCUAGAGCCUGUUGAGCGCAAGUCAUGGGUCAAAUAUUACGAAGAACAAGCAACCAUCAUCAAGGACAACAAGAUUCCGAAUCUCUCUACACUUCGCCGACUGGGACCUUCUGCUGUGGUUCUUCUGGCCGUUCUUGCUGGCUGUUGGAUGCUUGAUGAGACGUACAAUCCCCCUCCACGAUCAGCGAGGAUGUUCCCCGAUGUACCACCUGCUAUCGCUACACUCGGAGCCAUCACCGCUAUCAAUCUUGCUGUAUUCGUUGCCUGGAGAAUCCCCCCACUCUGGAGAACCAUGAACAAGACUUUCCAGGUCACUGCUGCAUAUCCCUUCGCCAUCGGAACCCUCGGUGCGCAAUUCAGUCAUCAGAGCUUCCGUCACCUGUUUGCCAACAUGGUCAUGUUGUGGCCUUUUGGUUGGAUCCUCCAUGACGAUGUCGGAAGAGGCACCUUCCUAGCGGUAUACCUCACUUGUGGCACUGUGGGCACUUAUGGCUCCUUGGUCUUCAACGUACUUGCCAAGCGCUGGAUGAAUUACAGCUUCGGCUCGUCUACCGCCGUCAUUGGCACCAUGGCUGCAGCCUGUCUGGUCAGAGCAAACAACAAUGUGACAGUGCUCGGCUACGAGAUUCCAGAUGUGACUGGCCUAACGGUCCUGGGUAUCAUCGCUGGAUUUGAAAUCCUGAGAGCCUGGCGCGGCAAAAACACGAGGACUGACUACGCAGGUCAUCUUUCGGGGCUUGCAGCAGGCGUAUUCGCGGGAUUCUACGUGCGCUACAAAACUGCUGCCACUUCCAUGACUCGUAAAGAGUUUACACCUGUGCAAUUGGACGAGUCCACCGACUAA
Aureobasidium namibiae CBS 147.97 is the source of this 1734-nucleotide messenger RNA. RefSeq names its product rhomboid-domain-containing protein. Lineage: Eukaryota; Fungi; Ascomycota; Dothideomycetes; Dothideales; Saccotheciaceae. Bases 1 to 1734 code for a protein of 577 amino acids. The transcript is spliced from 3 exons. Gene Ontology annotation, molecular function: serine-type endopeptidase activity. Gene Ontology annotation, cellular component: membrane. The record is from RefSeq and is a predicted model, not a curated record.